Larimichthys crocea (large yellow croaker) is the source of this 1623-nucleotide messenger RNA. RefSeq names its product coagulation factor VIII associated (gene f8a). Gene Ontology annotation, biological process: vesicle cytoskeletal trafficking. Gene Ontology annotation, molecular function: protein binding. The record is from RefSeq and is a predicted model, not a curated record. Lineage: Eukaryota; Metazoa; Chordata; Actinopteri; Sciaenidae. The coding region runs from base 29 to 1042 and encodes 337 amino acids. Gene Ontology annotation, cellular component: early endosome. The transcript is spliced from 12 exons.
UAUCGUGAGUUCUGGAUCCUACCAGCCAAUGACAGCGCUCCGUUGUCAGUCGGCCUCCCUGGUUCUGUUUGUUGUGUUUGGGUCCGUCAUGGCUGCUGAGGGAGACUUCCUGGCGCGGUACCGAGCCGUGUCCAACAAGCUGAAGAAGCGUUUUCUCCGGAAACCAAAUGUAGCUGAGGCGAGUGAGCAGUUUGGUCAGUUAGCCAAAGAGCUGAAGCAGCAGGACUGCCUUCAGUAUGCGGCCUUCUGUAACCUGGCCAUGGCUCGGUGUGAGCAGACUCUCUUUAACGCUCCCGGAGAGGCUCUGGCACUGACCGACGCCGCUCGCCUCUUUCUUUCAUCGGAGAAAGAGAACAGGGCGCUGCAGGCUCCGGGCUUCGACGAACACCUUCAGGCUGCACUUAACUGCUACAGCUUUGCCAUCAAGGUGUACAUCGAGAUGAACCAGCCUGUGAUGGCAGCCAGCCUGUGUCUGGAACUUGGCAACGCACUUAAGGAGAUGAACAGACCCGGAGAAGCCAUCGUUCAUUACCAGAGAGCCGCAGAGCUGCAGACGCAGACGCCGGUCGAAGCUCUGCUGUCCAUGGGAGAAAUGGCCACGUGUAAAAUUCUCACCCGUGACUAUGACGGCGCGUUGUCGGUGUUCACAGAGAUGCAGCUGAUGUGCCAGGAGAGAGGACUGCAGCUACCGGGCACCAGUACCCCUGUUGGAGCGUUUCUGGAUAUCGUGGCGAAAUGUGAGAUCUCCAGAGUUCUUCUGCUGAUGCUGCUGGAGCCUCCGCCUCAGAAGCUGUUACCAGAACACGCUCAGACCCUGGAGCGAUACGCCUGGGAGUCUUUUGACCCUCACAGUCAAGUGACCUUCCUGCCUGAGAACGUUUUCCUGCUCCUGCAGUCGGUCGUGAUGGCGUGUCAGGAGAAAGACACAGAGUCCCUCAAGUCUCUUCAGACCGAGCUCUGGCCGUUUCUGAGCGCCGAGCAGAACCAUCUUCUCCACCUGGUGGUUCAGGAGCGCAUCACGCCGUCUGGACAAGGCAUCUAGUCCGGUCCAGUUCUCGUUCGCUUCCUCUGGGAACGAUAGUUUAUAUAAUGGAACAUUCCUGCUUCAGGCUGGGUCUGUUUUAAGACCUGAAGAAGAGAAAACCUCAGUGUCAGAGGAAACUUCAUUAAGAAAUCAGUGAAAGUCUAAAGAAACGUGUCCUAUUUAUGAUGUCGUAGAUUAAACAGAUGAAACUCAAAAGUCUCUGUGAUAUAAUUUGUUUUAUUAAUAAAUGAUAUGGCUUCAAUUCCACUGUAAUUACAAACAAAACUAAACUUCUAUUGCAUAGAUAUGAAACAUGUUGAAUCAUCCGCCUGGUUCACUUUGUGUUCACGUGUACACGUUGCAUGUACGUUUCUUUUGAUAGCAGCCAACUACACAAAAUCAAACAUGGUUAAAAAAGAAAAACACUCAAUACAAAAAGUUACAAAAAUAUAAAGGUUAUAAUGUACAGAGAUUAAAAACAAAAAGGAUACACUAUACUUCAGUUGUAAAAUAAUGAUACACGAUUAAAAAACUACUUGUUACUGUAAAUUUAAGGCUUGUCUUGUCCUGAUUGUUCAAGUACUGCAACUCCUUUUUUU